CAAAGCCGUCAUUGAUUCAUAAAACGAAUCCCGUACUUUUUCCAUCGCAUUUACCUUUCGACCCCUAGGGUCGAUCAUUUCUGCCAUGAAAUUCGUUAUACUACUGAUGUGUAUCUCUGGAAGCUUCUGCUAUCUUCCUACAGGAAAGGAUAACUUCCUUUCCGGCAUAUUUUUGCGGGACCUAGUGAACCGUAUCAAUGGCAAAGGAAUAUCAGAAGGCGAUGGGAUCUCCUAUUUGGAUUUCACCGAUGGAUUGCCGUUGGACGCGCGUUCUCUCACCAGAGACCUGGAGGAGGAGCAGCUGUUGGACUACGACGGUCUAGCAGAGGUUAGCCUGCAUCCCAGCAUAAGGGAUCAGGAAUACCUCCAGCACAGCACCCUUUGGGGAAAACAGUUUGGUCCGGGAGGGGCAGGGGAAGGAAACCAGCUGAUGCGAAAUCAAGGAAUGAAGGCUAAACAGGAAGUCAAAACUGAUACCACCCUGCCAGCCUAUUGUAAUCCUCCAAAUCCGUGCCCAGUGGGUUAUACUG
This is a messenger RNA of Anoplophora glabripennis (Asian longhorned beetle), 530 nucleotides long. RefSeq lists its product as uncharacterized. Gene Ontology annotation, cellular component: secretory granule. Lineage: Eukaryota; Metazoa; Arthropoda; Insecta; Coleoptera; Cerambycidae. The annotation marks the transcript as partial. Gene Ontology annotation, molecular function: enzyme regulator activity. The transcript is spliced from 4 exons. Gene Ontology annotation, biological process: regulation of hormone secretion; neuropeptide signaling pathway. The record is from RefSeq and is a predicted model, not a curated record.